AUGAUGCUUUUCGAUCCCACGUCCGAUGCACUGAGCAAUCCAGACCAUCGAUUGUAUCUGGAUCGCUACUUUGCCGAACCAGAACCAAAUGAGCUGGCCGCGGAUCCAUCCACGCAGGCCGUGUUGGACACAUCAUAUCAGUUCUUCUUGUUGAUUGCCGAUGUUACAUGGCUCGCUCGCGCCGUUGAGCCAAUUUGUCGUUCCGACAUAGUCACCUGGCAAAGACUACACGAGGAAUUGCUGCUGUGGGAAAGGAACCCCCAAACUCAAAAUGAUGGAUGUAUGCUGUAUAUCCUUGCCAUGCGCAUCCUUCUACUCAGAAUCGACGUAUCUUCAUCGUCCGCGGAGGUCGAGGGGCGAAUUUCCUGCCUUCUACGCCAGGGACUUGGCCUGGUCCAGUCCGUCAAUCCUGACCAGUUCCUGAUCAGUUAUCUUCUCUGGCCGUUGACUGUGCUGGGCUGCGUAGCGGUCACCGAGGACGAAGUUCGUAUUGUGAACGACAAGGUUACGCUGCUGGUUAGACGCCGUGCGCAGGCAUCAUGGGUCAAAUCCCAUUUAGACAAGAUCAGGACAAUGACCUCGUCCUUGAAGAUGAGGCUAGGGUAUCUCCUGGGUGUCGGCCAUGGUCAGACAAGCGGCCGUUUGUCACAUCAAUGUUGA
Aspergillus thermomutatus is the source of this 660-nucleotide messenger RNA. RefSeq lists its product as uncharacterized. The transcript has a single exon. The coding region runs from base 1 to 660 and encodes 219 amino acids. The record is from RefSeq and is a predicted model, not a curated record. NCBI's taxonomy places the organism in Eukaryota, Fungi, Ascomycota, Eurotiomycetes, Eurotiales, Aspergillaceae.